AUGGCAGAGGAAGAUUUUGCAAUCGCAAUAAUUCCGGAACCAUACAUGAUACCGAGAAAUCAUCCUCAGUGGUACGCUAAUGAAAAUAAAACAAUAGCAAUUACAUGGAGAAGAUCAAAGAACCCUCUUCCGUGUGUUCCGAUCGAAAGAGGAGAACAUUAUGUGGUGGUUAGAUGGGGCGACAUAAUUAUAAUCGGGGUGUAUCUGUCCCCUAACGUAGGAACUACAAUAGUCGAAAAAACCAUAGAAGCGAUAGAGAGAUGCGUAAGGUUUUACAACGACAGAGCCAUAGUCAUAGGGGGUGACUUCAACGCCAAGGCUGAAAUGUGGAAAUCCCCAGUCUCAAAUCCAAGAGGAUUACUCAUCACAAACUGGGUAAGUGAGAUGGGCCUCAUAUGCCUAAAUCAUGGAGGCCGAAGCACGUGCAUUCAUGGAACCGGUGAAUCAAUAGUAGACAUCACGUUCGCGAAUCAAAUAGCCGCAGCACGUAUCACUAACUGGGAGGUAUCUAUGACGGAAAGCGCGUCCGAUCAUAGAUACAUUGAAGUAACCAUCGGCAAAACGAGCUCUCAGACAAAGAAAGAAACGAUGCCCAGACCAAAAAGAUGGAUACUUCAAAAACUAAAUGAAGACCUGCUUAGAGCAGGAAUAAUAAAAGGAGAUAACUCCCAGAGCUAUGCCGUGGUGGAAGAACUUGCUCAAUUGCGAGACGCGGCAACGAAAGCACGAAGAAAGGUUAAACGUGCUCGUAAACACGAAAACCCGGAAGAUCUUGCCGAGAUAAAAGAUAAAAUAAGUGAAUACAAAGAGGCUAGAAAAAAACUCAGCAAGGCUCUGAGGAAAGCCAAAGCCUUGGCAUGGAAUGAGUUUGUGGACACACUCAACGAGAAUCCGUGGGGUCGCCCAUAUCUAACAGUGAUGGGCAAAUUAAGAAGAUGGACGCCACCUUACACGGAAUCGUUGGAGGAGUCUGCUCUAGAUAGGGUAGUGAAUGGCCUCUUCCCUCCUCCAAUGGGAAACAUUGAGGAGUGGACGGAGCCUCCACUCCCAGAGGAGGGCUUUAAGUCAUGGGUGGACGAUUUUAAGAGUCAUACCAACAAAAUAACGACUGCGGGAAAGCUCGGAAACCGGAAGGAAGACCAGGACCAGCUCAACAAAACUAUACAGGGAGAAGACGCCACGAAGAGCCCUCCUAAUUAA
Messenger RNA from Mycetomoellerius zeteki, 1200 nucleotides. RefSeq lists its product as uncharacterized. Gene Ontology annotation, molecular function: catalytic activity. The record is from RefSeq and is a predicted model, not a curated record. Bases 1 to 1200 code for a protein of 399 amino acids. The transcript has 3 exons. NCBI's taxonomy places the organism in Eukaryota, Metazoa, Arthropoda, Insecta, Hymenoptera, Formicidae.